Daphnia magna is the source of this 2228-nucleotide messenger RNA. RefSeq names its product potential E3 ubiquitin-protein ligase ariadne-2 (gene ari-2). Gene Ontology annotation, cellular component: ubiquitin ligase complex; cytoplasm. Gene Ontology annotation, biological process: ubiquitin-dependent protein catabolic process; positive regulation of proteasomal ubiquitin-dependent protein catabolic process; protein polyubiquitination. The transcript is spliced from 8 exons. Gene Ontology annotation, molecular function: zinc ion binding; ubiquitin conjugating enzyme binding; ubiquitin protein ligase activity. The record is from RefSeq and is a predicted model, not a curated record. Lineage: Eukaryota; Metazoa; Arthropoda; Branchiopoda; Diplostraca; Daphniidae. The coding region runs from base 391 to 1827 and encodes 478 amino acids.
GCAUUGCCAUACAUACACCAUGCAAUGCUUAAUGACAAACAUGGAAGUUGUUUUGUGAAUGUAUUUCUUUAAAGUCAAUGUCAAUGCAUAUAUCGUUGUUCGUUGUCAACGCAUUCCACGAUAAUCCUGCCAGAGGCAAUUUCCAUUUCAAUAAAUCUCGCACCUCCACGUUGAUUUCGCGAUAUACCGUUCCGCGUUCCAAGUACGCAGAGUGCCCAAUAUCGUCCUAUCGGCAGAUGCAGAAGCUGUGUUGUUCGUGGGGAAGCAAAUAAUUACUUAACAUAAUUUCAUGAACGAAAAGCAUUAAAAAAUAUUUGCCUGGCCAGGUGGUCCUGGAAGGUUGUUUUUCUUCAACUUAAGUCAUUCCAACUUAAAAGUACGUAGUUCAACAUGUCAAAUAAUGAUAACGAGUCAGAUGUGGAAUAUUCUGAAACUGAGGAAUGUGGUUAUGAUGAUUAUUACAAUCCUUGUAAUGAUGCAGAUAAUGAAACCAUGAACCAAAAAAAAUGUGAUCCAGAACAUUUUGAAUUUGAGUGUCUAACAGUAGAUCAGGUUGACAGAUUACUUAAUGAACUGGUUGAAACUUUAAGCAGUAGGCUUAGAUUAACACCAUCACUUUCAAAGUUACUUUUACACUCUCAUAAUUGGGCCCUAGAUUCCGUCAUUAGAAUGUAUCUAGAAGACUCUUCUCAACUGUUAGUCCAAUCUAAACUUAAACCAGAAAAACCUCCUGUGGUGAAAACCCUGUCAAAAACUCUAGUUUGCCCCAUAUGUAUUAUGAUGCUACCCAAAGACGUCUUUUGUGGGAUUGGAUGCAGCCAUCUCUUUUGCAAGGGAUGUUGGAAUACCUAUCUUGAAACUCAGGUCAUGCAUGGUGUAUCUACAGCAACUGAAUGUAUGGGUUGUUCUGUUAUGGCAACAGAAGAUUUCGUUUUGCCUUUAUUAGCCACGCCUCAAUUGAAAGAACGUUACGUUCGUCAUGCCUUCUCCGACUAUGUCAGAUCCCAUCCUGAACUGAGGUUCUGUCCAGGCCCGAAUUGCAACAUAAUAAUUAGGGCAAAAGAAAAUAAAAGCAAGCGGAUAGUUUGCAAUUCUUGCAAGACGACGUUCUGCUUUCGAUGCGGGAGCGAUUAUCACGCACCAACCGAUUGUGAAACUAUUCGACACUGGUUGACCAAAUGCGCAGAUGACAGCGAAACGGCCAACUACAUCUCUGCUCAUACUAAAGUUUGCCCAAAGUGCCAAAUUUGUAUAGAAAAAAAUGGAGGAUGUAACCACAUGCAGUGUUACGGAUGUAAACAUGACUUCUGCUGGAUGUGUCUUGGUGACUGGAAGACCCAUGGAUCAGAAUAUUACCGUUGUUCACGCUACGAGGAGAAUCCGAAUGUAGCCAACGAGUCUUCACACGCAAGGGCCAAAGAAGCCUUGAAAAAAUAUCUCCAUUAUUUCGAAAGAUGGGAGAACCAUGCCAAGAGUUUGCGAUUGGAGGAGCAAACUUUGCAACGCAUUCGUGAACGCAUUCAGUGUAAGGUGAUGACUGGCACGGAUGGUACUUGGAUUGACUGGCAGUGUUUAUUGGAUGCUGCCUCUUUGCUAGCACGUUGUAGAUAUACGCUGCAGUAUACUUACCCGUACGCCUAUUAUAUGGACGCGGGACCCCGUAAAGAAUUGUUUGAGUAUCAACAGGCUCAGCUGGAAGCUGAAAUAGAAAACCUGUCGUGGAAGGUAGAGCGUGCAGAAACCACCGAUCGAGGCGAUCUGGGCAUUCAAAUGGACGUUUGCGAAAAACGCCGUACCACACUUUUGCAAGAUUUUCUGGAAUCGUGAAGUUUUCUGUAAAUCUAAAAAAGGAGAAGGCAUGGAAAAUUUACCAGCAAACUUGUAACUACGAUCGCCAGAUAAUUUUUUUUAAUUAAAUUAUAUUUUUUUUUUGCCUGUAGCUUUAUCGAAAAGUCGAAAUUGCGAUGUGUACUGUCAUUUUGAUCCUUUUUUCGUUCUGCUCAUUUAAAAAUUUUGUCCUCAUCUAUUUCGUUUCGAUUUGUAUGGCGUUUCCCCGUUUAGGUUUUUUUUUUUCUUUUUUUUUGGUUUUUUGUUUCAUCUUUCCGUAGCAAAUUAUUAAACUGAUUAAAUAAAUAACAUUAUCGAUGAAAAUUUUAACACUGUAUUGCGUAAAUUUGAUUGUGGGUUUGUUUUGUGAGACACAAUAUAUAAAUAAUUCGCACAUGAAA